Cyclopterus lumpus (lumpfish) is the source of this 5936-nucleotide messenger RNA. It is a transcript of the gene dact1, whose product is annotated as dishevelled-binding antagonist of beta-catenin 1. The transcript has 4 exons. The record is from RefSeq and is a predicted model, not a curated record. Gene Ontology annotation, biological process: negative regulation of JNK cascade; negative regulation of canonical Wnt signaling pathway; regulation of Wnt signaling pathway, planar cell polarity pathway. NCBI's taxonomy places the organism in Eukaryota, Metazoa, Chordata, Actinopteri, Perciformes, Cyclopteridae. Gene Ontology annotation, cellular component: cytoplasm. Bases 1389 to 3953 code for a protein of 854 amino acids.
GCGAGGAGCGGCAGCAGCGCGCAGCUCGAGCCGACGCUCGGCUUCUUUGUGACGGACAAACUGCCCGCUGCGGCCCCGGGGCAUGCUGGGACUCACCUGGUCACCGGACCCGACUAGACCGGGACCGAUUCACGGGAUACACGGGAGACCACCGGUUGAUAGCGGGAGCUUCAGAGACCAGUCUGAGGGUCUGGGUCUGAAUCCAACUGAUCCGACCCUGCUGCCCCGCAGCCAUGCGGGUCUGUUCCUGCAGACCCUCCGGACCCUGAUGCUGAAGAGACCCUGAGGACCCUGUUCCUGCAGACCCUCCGGACCCUGAUGCUGAAGAGACCCUCCGGACCCUGUUCCUGCAUACCCUCCGGACCCUGAUGCUGCAGAGACCCUGAGGAUCCUGUUCCUGCAGACCCUCCGGACCCUGAUGCUGAAGAGACCCUGAGGACCCUGUUCCUGCAGACCCUGAGGACCCUGAUGCUGCAGAGACCAUGAGGAUCCUGUUCCUGCAGACCCUCCGGACCCUGAUGCUGAAGAGACCCUGAGGACCCUGUUCCUGCAGACCCUCCGGACCCUGAUGCUGAAGAGACCCUCCGGACCCUGUUCCUGCAUACCCUCCGGACCCUGAUGCUGCAGAGACCCUGAGGAUCCUGUUCCUGCAGACCCUCCGGACCCUGAUGCUGAAGAGACCCUGAGGACCCUGUUCCUGCAGACCCUGAGGACCCUGAUGCUGCAGAGACCCUGAGGACCCUGUUCCUGCAGACCCUCCGGACCCUGAUGCUGCAGAGACCCUGAGGACCCUGAUCCUGCAGACCCUCCGGACCCUGAUGCUGCAGAGACCCUGUUCCUGCAGACUCUCCGGACCCUGAUGCUGCAGAGACCCUGAUGACCCUGUUCCUGCAGACCCUGAGGACCCUGAUGCUGCAGAGACCCUGAGGAUCCUGUUCCUGCAGACCCUCCGGACCCUGAUGCUGCAGAGACCCUGAGGAUCCUGUUCCUGCAGACUCUCCGGACCCUGAUGCUGCAGAGACCCUGAUGACCCUGUUCCUGCAGACCCUGAGGACCCUGAUGCUGCAGAGACCCUGAGGAUCCUGUUCCUGCAGACCCUCCGGACCCUGAUGCUGCAGAGACCCUGAGGACCCUGUUCCUGCAGACCCUCCGGACCCUGAUGCUGCAGAGACCCUGAGGACCCUGAUCCUGCAGACCCUCCGGACCCUGAUGCUGCAGAGACCCUGAGGACCCUGUUCCUGCAGACUCUCCGGACCCUGAUGCUGCAGAGACCCUGAGGACCCUGAUCCUGCAGACCCUCCGGACCCUGAUGCUGCAGAGACCCUGAGGACCCUGUUCCUGCAGACUCUCCGGACCCUGAUGCUGCAGAGACCCUGAGGACAGAGGUCAUGACCUCCAGGAGGGAGCGGCUAGAGGCCACCGUGUCCGGACUUGGGGAGCUGGAGUACCUGCGGCAGCGGCAGGAGGUGCUGGUCCGGGCUGCGCUGGAGCUCCAGCAGGAGGAGAAGAUUGAGAAGGAGGAGAAGAAAGAGGAGGAGAAGGAGAAGAAGAAGAAGAAGGAGAAGGAGGAGACUGAGAAGAAGGAGAAGGAGGAGCCGCGGAGCUCCGAGGAGAAGCUCCUGGAGGAGAACAUCCUGCUGCUCAGGAAACAGCUGAACUGUCUGAGGAGGAGAGACGCUGGACUCAUCAGUCAGCUCCAGGAGCUGGACCGGCAGAUUAGUGACCUGCGAUUGGACAGCGAGGCGUCACAUGACCACCAGGAGACGGACAGCCGACCCAGUUCAGGUUUCUAUGAGUUGAGUGACGGUGUCUCUCUCUCCAACUCGUCAAACUCCGUCUUCAGUGAGUGUUUCUGUUCCACGGCUGAAGCUGAUGGCCGUCUUCUGUCUGCAGAUGAGCUGGCCAGCUGUUUGGACUGUGACUGUUUGGUCGGAGGACUUUGUGAUGACUUGUCCUCCUCAGUCCGCCGCCGCUCGCUCUCUGUUCCUUACCCGGCUUCCCCGGAUCCGGCUUCAUCAGUGGACUCCUCCAAGUACCACUGCGACCUGAUAGCCCGAAAUGGCAGCGACAUUUACCGCUACCCGAGUCCGCUGCACGCCGUGGCCGUCCAGAGCCCCGUCUUCCUGCAGAUGGAGGGUCACAGGGUUCACGGAGGUCCCGGCAGAGACGGUGUUGUUGAAGGACUCAAACCAGAAUCCUCUCCUCUAUCUGCUUCUGAUUCAGCUCCUCUUGUGUCUCAGAGCUCCGCUCGGCCGACUUCUUCCUCUCAAGCUCCUUCCUAUAAGCGACUAGACAGCUACAUCUGCAGUCUGCUGCAGCGGAGGGCCCUGCCUUUCAGGACCAGCAGACCCAGGACCAGUAUCAGCGCUGACCCGUCAAAGAGCAUCCUAAGGCAGGCCAGUCUCUGUGUGAUGCAGUUGUCUGGGUCGGGUUUCAGGACUCUGAGGAAGUUUGACUUCAAACCCUGCGGGCCGACCGGAGGAGCAUCAGCAGGAGGUGCCGCACCCUUGUCUUCUCAGAGACAGUGGUCUGUGGACAGUAAAUCAGUAAAGGAGACCCAGAAUGUUUUCCCUGAUAACAGCGUUGACUCGAUGCAAAAUAUAUUCAGGAUGAACAACAAGGACUCGGCACAAAACCAGAAUAUCUCUCCUUCUGGUGUUGGCCUCCAAAGGGACUCUUCUGUCACCAACCAGGACAUUGAUACAAGCAGCAAAACGCUUCCUCCUCCCUCAGCAGUGUCAGACUUCAGGGGGCUAGGUAGUCCCAAAGCUAACUCCUCCCCCAAAGAGACCAAGGAGCCAUGUUACUCUCCGGAUCCAGACCUGCUCCUCAAAUCACCAGCAGUUAUCAAAACAGCUGCUCCCAAGAACAGCCCGAAGCAUCCACAAACUUUACCGAAAGAGAAGGAUGAUAUGUCAGUGCUCGAGGUAGCCGGUUCCUCCUCCCAGAGUCAGGAUGAAGCAGGAGGAGGAGGAGGAGGAGGAGGAGGAGGAGGGAGUCAUAUGGUUAACGCCAAGAGCAUUCCCGCCCAGCAGCACAUCUUUAAACUCCACAAGGCCAGCAAGAAUGUGAAGACGGUCAAGAUGAAGACCACCACGACAAUGAGUCGGGGCUCUGAACACAACGAGCCUCCGUCAGAGAGGAGAGGUGACAAGUCCCACCACAGGUCCGGUUCUAAAAAGUCCCGGCUGCUGGACGACAGAGGCUCCGUCAACACUAAAGUCUCCAAGAGAGCCAGCGGUGCUCCUGGCGCAUCCAUCUCAUGGAUCAAACGCCUCCCUGCGUCCAUCCAAGAGAGCCGAGUUUUGGACAAACAGGGCACGUCGACAACGAGCAGUGUGCAGUCAGGUGCGUCCAGGCACCACCAUCACCAUGGACACCACCACCACAGACGUGACCAAGUCUUGGUUGUUGCCAAACUGAAGUACAAACGGAAUGAUUACCGGCAGUUACGUGCGAUCGCGGAGGUACCAAAGAAUGAGUCGUUCAGGCGCGCUCAGAAAAAGGAGCUGUUGAUCCAUUCUGCAGCCGGUGUGUGUCCCCCCCCUCCUCCUCAGGUGAGCAGACCGUAUUCCUACGUGGCAGGAAGUGACUCAGAGUAUUCGGCCGAGUGUGCGUCUCUCUUCCACUCCACCAUCGCUGACUCCAGUGAGGACGAGAGGUCCAACUGCACCACAAACCGCUUCGGAGACAGCGAGUCUGGUGAGGAGGAGUACGUGGAGGAGAGCUCCACCAGCGAUACGGAGGAGAGUGGAGGAGGCGGGUCAGGUUGCAAGGCAGGUGGGAUGGGCCAGGGGCGGAGCCAGUCAGGGGGAGCCGGGGCCAGAGUGGCAGGGCUGGAAAUGACUCCGGCUCAGCCGAAGGCCUUCGUUAAGAUCAAGGCCUCCCACCACCUGAAGAAGAAGAUCCUCCGAUUCAGGUCAGGUUCUCUCAAACUCAUGACCACCGUGUGAGGACGCCAAACUGGACCACAACCAUAUAUGUUGGGGGGCCUUACCCAUGCACUCCUAGUGUACCUGAACCCCACCUGAAGGAGAAACAGACAGUGCUGCACAUACUCGUGAGCCCGAGAGGCGAUUCCGUCUUUGUGAAAGCAUUCAGGACUUUUUUCUCGCGGUUCUGAUGCAUCUCGUUAAUUAACUUUACAACAGUUACAUAAACAUCUUGAUCUGCAAUCAUAUCAUCUUAUUGACUUCCUGUGUCUGAGUUGUGGCUUCAGGUCCCACCGGGCCGUUCACACGCCACAUCACUUCCUGUUUUACAUAUUACAAUUAAAGAGGCUUGCCCCCACCACCACCACUUCUUGCGUUCAGGAUGCAGCAUUAGAUGCUUUGUGGAAACUGUUUGUAAAGAGGUGGAAAGUUGCUUUGGUGUUUGUGAUACUUCCUCCCACCUGACUGACCUGACUGACCUGAGAUACUUCCUCCCACCUGACUGACCUGACUGACCUGAGAUACUUCCUCCCACCUGACUGACCUGACUGACCUGAGAUACUUCCUCCCACCUGACUGACCUGACUGACCUGAGAUACUUCCUCUCACUUGACUGACCUGAGAGAAGACCCAGAGGCAUCUGAGUGGUUGUGUUUCUAUCUGCCGUCACAGCCUCCUUGGUACCAGGAUCGUAUCAGAACUGGAGAAAUACUGAUUCCUGGGUAAUCCAGCUCAAGGCCAUGAACCAGACGAAUGGUCGUUCUUCAGAGAGUAGUAGAAUGUCUCUUAAGACGUGUCUUAAUGUCCCCAGAAUGUUCUUCACGUGUGAGGCAAAAUGUGGCAGACAGUUAAUCUCUUGUUUUUAUUGUCACCAAUAUGCCACAUGUCUGUAAAUGCUUCUCUUUUUAUGACGCAGUCCUGAUUUACAUUGUUAUCUUUUGAUGAAAGUUAUUUAACCUAAUAUAUUUGCUUGCUUCUUAUUGAAUGUCACACACGGUGCUGACGGACAGCUGGUCGUUGUGUUUAAACACCAGUCUGAAGUGUUAGAUGAGCAUCCUGCUCUCAGAUCAGUGGAGGGAACCUGGCUCCUCAAGCUGAGACCAUUCAGGAGAAUAUAUCAAAUAAAUCAAGGAGAACAUUUUUUGUGACAUUAUCAGAAUAUGUUGGUGGUUUUGAAUCAAAACUGCUAGGAUGGGAAAUAAAGUCACUUACAUACAGGAUGUUACCUUCAUUUAAGUUGUGCUUGUGAAAACAUCAAACACACAAUGUUCACCAUCUGGAGUUCAUUUAUUACUGUUUCUGCUUGUUAGCUCGAUUGAGGCUCACACGUUUCAGAUUUAAUCUGUUUCCAGGGUGUGUUAGCCUAUCUUAGCACAAUGACUAGAAGCAGGGGAAACCGUUAGCAAAGCUUCACCAACAUAGAACUUGUGUGCUUAUUAAAUGUGUCGGAAUGUAAACGUGAGCAGGAGACAGUGGUUUUAGUAGCAGUUAGCAUUGAAGCUAUUAUUUUAUUGGUCCGUUCUCUGUACAUUCUCGACUUUAUAACACUACAAUUUGAUAAAACUACUAUUGGAAAAUACUAUAAAUCUACUAGUUGGAGAGGUUUAGACUUCUAAACAAAAACACAUUUAAAGAAUAUGUGGGAACAGGAAGUGGACAAAUGCUCCUAACUCCCAUUGGAGCUCCAUGCUCUUAUUGUUGAGUCUCAUUUUAUUUUGUGAUCUAAUUACUCAGUGUUGUUGUCUUCCGAUAUCUAGGCUACUUCUUGUUUUCACUUAAACUUGGUUUACACAUGAAGCUAUUUCAAGUUUCAGAUUUUUUCUGUAAAAACGUUUUAUUUCAAACUUUACAGCCAAAAACCUUGAACCCAAAGUGAGGCUAGAGACCCGGUGAGCCGCUUCAUACUGGUCGACUUUCCUCCUGUAAAUGAGUACUGAUGUGACUGUAUGCCGAUACCGGUGCUGAAACUUUUAUGCUUCAUUAAACGUUGACUUUGACUUUAAA